This is a messenger RNA of Penicillium alfredii, 1215 nucleotides long. RefSeq names its product curved DNA-binding protein (42 kDa protein). Bases 1 to 1215 code for a protein of 404 amino acids. The record is from RefSeq and is a predicted model, not a curated record. Lineage: Eukaryota; Fungi; Ascomycota; Eurotiomycetes; Eurotiales; Aspergillaceae. The transcript has 5 exons.
AUGGCGGAGAACCAACCGACCGAGCCCGACUACACGCUCAACAACCCGGACACCUUGACUAAGUACAAGACCGCCGCGCAGAUUUCUCACAAAGUCCUCGAGGCUGUUGCCGCUCUGUGUUUGGAGGGAGAGAAGAUCGUCGAGAUCUGCCAGAAGGGUGACAAGCUCCUCGACGAGGAAAUCGCCAAGGUCUACAAGGGCAAGAAGAUCACCAAGGGCAUCUCUCACCCGACGACCAUCUCCCCCAGCUCCUAUGUGACUCCCUACACCCCCUUGGUGUCGGAUGCCGCCGAGGCCGAGACUACCUUGAAGGCCGGCGAGAUCAUCAAAAUCCAGCUUGGUGCCCAGAUUGAUGGCUUCGGAACCAUCGUCUGUGACAUGCUUGUAAUUUCCAAGAAGGAUGCUCCCAAGGAACCUGUCACGGGCCGCGAGGCCGACCUGAUUGUUGCGACUCACUACGCCAACGAGCUUCUGUUGAGACUCAUGACCCCCCCGGGCUUGUUGGCCCAAGGCAGCGACGAAGAGAAGCAGAAGGCUGCCAAGCAAAAGGCCCCGACUCAGGCCCACAUCUCUGCUCUGCUGGAGAAGGUUGCCAAGGCCUACGACUGCAAUGUUGUCGAGAACACCACCAGCUGGCUGUUUGACCGCAACGAGAUCGAGGGCGAGAAGAAGAUCAUCCUGGCCCCCGGCAACGGUGUGCGAGGCGAUGGUGUCCCCGAGGUCGGCGAGGUCUGGGGUGUGGAGGUUGGUCUCAGUCUGGGAUCUGGCAAGGUCAAGACCCUCGACCACCGCGCAACUCUGCACCGCCGUACCACUACCACCUACAUUCUAAAGCGCCCCAGCUCCCGACAGACUUUGUCCGAGAUCGUCAAGAAGUUCGGCACCUUUCCCUUCAGCUUGCGCCAGCUCGACGACGAGAAGGCCGCCAAGGUCGGAGUGGUUGAGUGUGUGCGCGGCGGUGUUCUGCGACAGUACGAGCCUGCCGGCGAUGCUGAUAACGCCCCGGUCUCCCGUCUGCUGACGACGAUUGCCAUCACCAAGAACGGUAUCACCAAGCUGGCUGCUGCGAAUGCCCCUGAUCUCUCUCAGUUCAAGACCGACAAGAAGAUCGAGGAUGAGGAGAUCCUGAAGAUCCUGGAACAGCCCUUGGCCCGCUCGACCGGCAACAAGAAGAACAAGAACAAGAAGAAGAAGGCCACUGGCGGCGAAGAGUAA